ACAUCUGAUCUAAGACUCUUUUUCUCUCUCCCUUUUUUUUUUCUUUUCUUUCUUAUUUUCCGCACCCAUCUCCUCUUCUUUUUGCCUCAGGAAAAGUUCUCAUCCUCAAUCCUCUCUUCGACAACCCAAAAUAGCAAAGAAGGAAUUAUUGCUACUCAAUCAAUGGAGUCAACAUGUGUUGCAGUACCUGAUCCUAUCAAGGGAGACGCAAAAGGGACAGAUUCUUCAAGUACAAUUUGUGAUCAGGAGCAGGGACAAGAUGAGUCCGAAUGGGUUAUACUGGACAAGAACUCCGAUUUCGGUCCGGUUUUAUCAAACAGUCGCAAUUUCACUUCAUCUAACAUUCCUUCAUGGGCUAGAUGGAUGCUUGGAUCCAUAAUUUUCCUGGCCAUACCUCUUUAUAAGAAAAUAAGGACCGCGGAAGAUGAGGUGGAGACGACUGCAGAGUCUGUGAUUGUGGUUGUAGAGAAGGUGGCCGAAGUGACGGAGAAGGUGGCAGCCAACAUUGCCAAUGGACUUCCCGGUGAUGGCAAAGUUAAGACCGCGGCCUUGAAGAUUGAGGACAUUGCUGAGCAAGUAGAUAAGGAUGCGGAGAAGGCUGAAGCCUUCAUUCGUAAGGCUGAUGAGAUAGAGGGAGAGGUCGACGCGUUGAUGGAGCCUAUUAUUGAGGAAGGAGAGGUGAUAGAGAAGGAGAUCGAAGAAAACAAGGAGGCAGAUCCGACGACAGAUCAAUCUAAAGCAACUUCUGGAGCAAAUGAUCAGAAAUGAUUAAUGCUCAAUAUAGACUUGGAUCAAUUAUGUGAAUAUGUUUCAUUCCAGUUAAAUUUCAUGUUUUCUUUUCAAAUAUUUGUACAUAUGGUCUGUACUGCCUUUCCGCAAAACUACUGCGUGAUAAUACACUAUGUAUUAAUACAGUGGCAUAAUGGAAUUCGGAUUCGGAUGCAAGUUUCGGAUCUGAUACAAGUUAUUGGUGUGCCAUUUGAAA
Molecule: messenger RNA, 985 nt
Organism: Ananas comosus (pineapple)
Lineage: Eukaryota; Viridiplantae; Streptophyta; Magnoliopsida; Poales; Bromeliaceae
Exons: 6
Coding region: 163-768 (201 amino acids)
Source: RefSeq, a predicted model, not a curated record